AUGCCAGGCUCUGGCAAGGAGAGACCCAAGGCCCACAUCCUCUUCCUCUGUCAGCCCUUGACAGGGCACAUCACGCCCACACUGCGCGUGGCCUCGGAACUCGGCCGCCGAGGAUGGCCGGUGUCCUUUGUCGGCCCAACGACCCACCGCGCCCGCAUCUCGGCCGCUGGAGUCCACUUCGUGCCUCUCAAGGGAGACGCUGAUGUCGACGAUCUGCUGUACUACUCUCCUGACAGUCCAGCGCCUCCCGUGCCCGGGUUUCACUCGCUGGCUUGGUACGAGCGGGCCCUGGUCGACCUCGAGAAGCACUGCCUCGAGCCCCUAGCAACACAAUGGGAAUGCGUCAAGGACGCCCUGGCUGGCAUACACGAGAAACACCCUGACCUCCCUGUGCUCAUCAUCAGCGAGGCCUUCUUCCAUGGCAUCUUACCUCUCUACUUUGGGGCUCCACUGCCGGAUGGCGUCAAAAGACCACCCACAACGCUGUGUCUCUCCGUCACGCCUCCAGCCCUACGCAGCAUCGACCUCCCACCGUUCGACCACCCUCUGCCCUUCAGCCAGACACCUGAGGGCCGUGCCCGGAACGCACGGUGCUGGGACUACUGGGCAGAGCUGACGGCCCCGCUGAAGAGGCUCCUGGACACGAAGCUAGCUGCGUCGGGCGCCACGAGCUUCCCAGAUGGGCCCGUCCUGGAUGGCACCAACUACACCUGCCACUCUGCCAUCCUCCAGGUUGGGGUCCCCAGCUUCGAGUACCCGCGCAGCGACUGGCCGCCACAGUUCCAAUUCGUAGGGUUUCUACCGCUCGCAAGCCCCCCUCCAGGCGGCUACCCCAACCUGCCCUCCUGGUGGGACGAAGUGACGACCACCACGGACGAGAGGACGAAGAAGGUCGUGGUGGUGGCGCAGGGCACCGUCGAGACCAACCCGUACGACCUCAUCAUCCCGACCAUGGAGGCGAUGCGAGGCCGCGAGGAUGUGUUGGUGGCGGCCAUCAUGGGCCGCAAAGGGGCAGGUCUGCCGGCGGGAUUCGACAUGCCGACCAAUGCGCGUGUCACUGACUAUCUGCACUACGACGCCAUCCUGCCGCAUGCUCGGGUCUGGGUGCACAACGGUGGCUACGGCGCCAUCACGCACGGCAUUGCCCACGGCGUGCCGAUGGUGGUGGCUGGCGAGGGGCAGGAUAAGCCUGAGAAUAUCCGCAGAGUGCGGUACUCUGGGAUUGGUGUAGGUCUGGGGACGUCCAGCCCCAGUAUUCAAGACCUGAGAUCGAGCUUGGAGGACGUGUUGCGUGAGGCAAAGUACACAGAACGGGUGAGAGUACUUAGACAGGAGGCCAUAGACUUAGAUUGCUUCGGGCGUAUCGAGAACGCCGUGCUGAAGGCGCUGGUGUAG
This is a messenger RNA of Cryphonectria parasitica EP155, 1395 nucleotides long. RefSeq names its product family 1 glycosyltransferase. Lineage: Eukaryota; Fungi; Ascomycota; Sordariomycetes; Diaporthales; Cryphonectriaceae. The record is from RefSeq and is a predicted model, not a curated record. The coding region runs from base 1 to 1395 and encodes 464 amino acids. Gene Ontology annotation, molecular function: UDP-glycosyltransferase activity. The transcript has a single exon.